This is a messenger RNA of Rangifer tarandus platyrhynchus (Svalbard reindeer), 4263 nucleotides long. The record is from the annotation of a GenBank genome assembly. Lineage: Eukaryota; Metazoa; Chordata; Mammalia; Artiodactyla; Cervidae.
AUGUCCAGGGGGCCGAAACCCCCUAUCGCCCCCAAGCCCCGGCUGGCCACCCCCAGCGAGUGGAGGGCCAGCGUCUACGUGAUCAACACCUUGAACAAAUGCAGCAACGGGAAGCUGCCCUGCGUAGACAGGGGCCUCUACGAAGAGCGCCGGUCCACCCCGGAAUGCUCCGAGUCCGAGGCCGACGAGGAUUACAUCGUGGCUCCCAGGGCUCCGCCGGGAGAGGACGGAGCCAAGGAUGCGGGCUGCGUGGAGAGCACAGUCACGGGGCCUCCGGAGGCCGGCGAGGAGGAGGAGGAGGGCCAGGAGCGGGGCGAGGGGUGCGGGCCGGCGGGGCCCACGGCUGCAGAGACCUGGGCGGUGCUGAGUGGACAGGCUGACCGAGACGUCGCCCCCGCCCCCCAGGACGCGGAGGGGGCAGACUGUGCCGGGGCCGCGGGGACCGAGGACCAGACGUUCACGAGUGAGGAGGAGGAGGAGGAGAAGCUGGCGGAAGAACACAGCGCCUGCAGCCUGGGGGACGGGGGUCCUGGAGACGGAGGGGCGGAGUCUCCGAGCGAUGGCAUCCCAGCGCACCUCGAGGUCGUGGGGGAUGCCGCGGCCGACGGCGAGGAGGAGCCCGGGGCCCCUGGGACCCCCGAGGAGGCUGAUGCAGAACCGGACCGCGGUGUGGACGAGGGGGAGAAUGCCGGCGAGGAGCCCCCAGAGGACGAGGUGGCCAGAGACGACCCUGACGUCUCCCGGGAGGCGUGUGAAGAUGCCGCGGGUGAUGGCGGCCAGCACGGCGGGCAGGAUGAGCCGGCUGGCCCGAAUGAGAACGCUGACCCGGCAGAAGCGGAGGUGGGGGAGGACCCCCGGGAUGGCGAGGACCCGGUGCAGGAUGAAGCGGCCGAGGACAGCUGCCACAUCAUCCCGUUUGAGAGCGACAGCGUGGACGACCUCGUGCCUCCUCUCUCGGCCCGUCCCUACGAGCUCUUCCCCACCGAGAGCACCUCCUUCUGUAGCGAGAGCUACCCCCCUUAUUCCGAGUCCGCACAAGAGUCCGCACAGGAGCCGGGGCCGGGAGAACGCGCGGAGCGGGACCCCGAGGCCGGGCAGGGGAGUGAGCGGCGGGGCUCCGCGCAGGGUGGCGCCGGGGAGGAGGACCCCCCUGUGCCCGACGUGCUGGUCCUGCCCGAGGACGAGGAUGCCAACCCCUACGAGAUGGGAGUCGGCCUGCCCUGCGGGGCGGACCCUGGGGAGGCGGAGACACCCGGAGCGCAGGCCGCCUCGGAGGAGCUGAGUCUCGACGCCGCGGAGGGCGGCCUGCUCCCCAUCGACAGGAAGAACGUCAUGGCGAGGGCCAGGCCCCACUCCGGGAAGGUGGCUGGCUACGUCCCAGAAACGGUCCCGGAAGAAAUGGGGCCGGAAGCUGGCUCAGCGGAGGCGAGGAAGACAGUCCUGUCGCUGGAAGGGAAGCCGCUGGAUGUCGGCAGGGCCCUGCCAGCAAAGCCCAGAGCCUUCACGCUGUAUCCGCGAUCAUUCUCCGUGGAGGGCCGGGAGAUCCCCGUGUCCCUGUAUCGGGAGCCCGAGGCGUGCGGCCUCGACGGCCACGGCAUCAAGAGGAAGGAAGACAACCUGUCCCUGCCGUGUGUCAUCGGCUCCUCCGGCAGCUUCUCCCAGAGGAGCCACCUGCCGUCCAGCGGCACCUCCACCCCGUCGUCCAUGGUAGACAUCCCACCCCCGUUCGACCUGGCCUGCAUCACCAAGAAGCCCAUCACCAAGAGCUCCCCCUCGCUCCUGGUGGAGAGUGAGCCCCCGGACAAGCAGAAGAAAAAGAAGUCGUCCUUCAAGCGGUUCCUGGCGCUGACGUUCAAGAAGAAGACGGACAGCAAGGUGCACGUGGACGUCAACGUGUCCUCGUCCAGGUCGUCCUCAGAGUCCAGCUACCACGGGCCGGCCCGGCUCCUGGAGAUGGACCGCAGGAGCCUCAGCAACUCGCCGCAGCUCCGGGCGCGGACGGGCAAGCUCCGGGCUUGCGACUCGCCCUCGUCGCUCAUCUUCUGCCGGGAGGGCAAGAGGAAGGGGGUCCCCUUCAGCAGGACGGUGUCCCGGGUGGAGUCCUUCGAGGACCGCUCGCGCCCCCCCUUCCUGCCGCUGCCCCUCACCAAGCCGCGCUCCAUCUCGUUCCCCAACGCCGACACCUCGGACUACGAGAACAUCCCGGCCAUGAACUCGGACUACGAGAACAUCCAGAUCCCGCCCCGGAGGCCCGCGCGGGUCGGGACUUUUACCAAGCUGUUUGAAGACCAGAGCCGGGCCCUGUCCACGGCCAACGAGAACGACGGCUACGUGGACAUGAGCAGCUUCAAUGCCUUCGAGAGCAAGCCGCAGAGCGCCGACCCGGAGGCGGAAAGCGCCUACACCGAGCCAUACAAGGUCUGUCCCAUCUUGACAGCGGCCCCCAAGGAGGACCUCACAUCGGAUGAAGAGCAUGGAAGCUCGGAGGAGGAGGAGGACAAUGCUGCGAGAGACCCCAGCCUCACCCACAAGGUGGAGGGACAGUCCAGAGCCCACGUCAUCGCGCAGGAGCUGCUGUCUUCAGAGAAAGCAUACGUGGAGAUGCUCCAGCACUUGUAUCUGGAUUUCCACGGAGCGGUUGUGAGGGCCUUGGAUGAGACGGACUACGAGGGCAAGGACCCGGUGGCCCGGGAGGAGCUGCGACGUGGCCUGAGUGAGCUCCCGGCCAUCCGCGACCUUCACCAGGGGAUCCUGGAGGAGCUGGAGGAGAGGCUGGCACAAUGGGAAGGCCAACAGAAGGUGGCUGACGUCUUCCUGGCCCGGGAGCAGGAGUUUGAGCACCACGCCGCUCACAUCCUGCAGUUCGACAGGUACCUGAGUCUGCUCGGUGAGAACUGCCUCCACGCCCCGCGGCUGGCAGCGGCCGUCCGAGAAUUUGAGCAGAGUCAGCAGGGAGGCGGCCAGAACGUGAAGCACCAGCUGCUGCGGGUGGUGCGGCGCCUGUUCCAGUAUCAAGUGCUCCUCACAGACUAUUUAAAUAACCUUUGCCCGGACUCGGCGGAGUACGAUGACACGCAAGGUGCGCUGACCCUCAUCUCCAAGGUCACGGACCGUGCCAACGACAGCAUGGAGCAAGGCGAAAACCUUCAGAAGCUGGUCCACAUCGAGCACAGUGUUCGGGGCCAAGGGGAUCUCCUCCAGCCAGGAAGGGAGUUUCUGAAGGAAGGGACGCUGAUGAAAGUAACAGGGAAGAACAGACGCCCCCGGCACCUGUUUCUGAUGAGCGAUGUGCUGCUUUACACGUACCCCCAGAAGGACGGGAAGUACCGGCUGAAGAGCGCGUUGGCGGUGGCCAACAUGAAGGUCAGCCGCCCUGUGAUGGAGAAAGUGCCCUACGCCCUGAAGAUCGAGACUCCCGAGUCCUGCCUGACUCUAUCGGCCAGCUCCUGCGCAGAGAGGGACGAGUGGCACAGCUGCGUGAGCCGGGCCCUGCCCGAGGACUACAAGGCCCAGGCGCUGGCUGCCUUCCAGCACAGCGUGGAGAUACGGGAGAGGCUGGGGGUCAGCCUGGGGGAGAGGCCCCCGACCCUCGUGCCAGUCACGCACGUCAUGAUGUGCAUGAACUGCGGCUGCGAUUUCUCCCUCACCCUGAGGCGUCACCACUGCCACGCCUGCGGCAAGAUCGUCUGCCGGAACUGCUCUCGGAACAAGUACCCUCUGAAGUACCUCAAGGACCGCAUGGCCAAGGUGUGUGACGGCUGCUACGGGGAGCUGAAGAAGAGGGGCGGGGACGCCCCAGGCCUGAUGAGAGAGCGGCCCCUGAGCAUGAGCUUCCCCCUCUCCUCCGCCCGCUUCUCGAGCAGCGCCUUCUCGUCCGUCUUCCACAGCAUCAACCCCUCGGCCUUCAGGAAGCAGAGGAAAGUCCCAUCGGCCCUGACCGAGGUGGCCGCCUCGGGAGAGGGCUCCGCCAUCAGCGGCUACCUCAGCCGGUGUAAGAAGGGCAAGAGGCAGUGGAAGAAGCUCUGGUUCGUCAUCCAAGGCAAAGUGCUGUACACCUACGCGGCCCGUGAGGACACAGUGGCCUUGGAGAGUAUGCCCCUGCUCGGCUUCACCAUUGCGCCAGGCAAGGAGGAAGGCAGCAGUGAAGCCGGACCUACUUUUCAUCUUUAUCACAAGAAGACCCUAUUUUAUAGCUUCAAAGCCGAGGAUAGUAAUUCGGCUCAGAGGUGGAUCGAGGCCAUGGAAGAUGCAAGUGUGUUAUAG